UAAACAAAUAAACUCACGGAGAGCACCCUAAUAUUUUAAUAUUUUUGUUCCGACCCGCCGGUGUAAGUUAUACAGUCACCGCCGCAAACUUGGAAGUUGCUGCUGCCUGCUCCGCCGCACUGGGCUGUUCGCAUAUUUUCGCCCCACCGCCACCGCCAACGUCACCGCCACCGCGCUGCUGCCGCAGUACCUACCGUCAGGAAUGUCAUUUCCAAUGCAUCUCUACGCUGAACUGGCGCCUUGUCUUUCGUCACUAAUAUUUCGCUCCUCUGCAAUUACUUCAGGUCUGAAGUAAAUUCCACCGUAACUUAUCCAAGUUUGCUUCUUCGAGACGACUCAGUAAACACCCGAGGCUCGAUUAAUUUUUUUUUUUUUUUCUGAGGAAGGCUUUGUUUCAUUUUACUUCUCUAGAAAAAUGACAGAAAUCUUCAGCUUCACAGCAUGCAGACAGCUUCUGCAACUGUUGUUUGCCGUACUCUUUUUCCACUGCUCCGAAUACAUCCUCGCAAUUUCCGUUCACGGCAAAAACAGCGUCAACCUCAAAUCUCUACUAAUCAGCCAAAAGUACGUAUUCGCAAUGGUCUGUUCCUUGAUCGAGUACCUCAUCGAAAUCUAUUUCUUCCCGGAGAUAAAAGAACACUGGUUACUGAGCAACACCGGCCUCGCACUAGUGGUGGUCGGAGAAAUUAUUCGGAAAUUGGCGAUAAUAACAGCUGGCAGAUCCUUCACUCAUCUUAUAAAAAGAUUCCACGAGGAGCAUCACGUAUUGGUUACUAACGGAGUUUACAAGUACAUUCGACAUCCGAGUUACUGUGGCUUCUUCGUCUGGUCUGUGGGUACUCAAGUAAUGCUCUGUAAUCCAGUUUCUGCAGUUGCAUUUGCUGUAGUUGUUUGGAAUUUUUUCCGAACGAGGAUUCCGUACGAGGAGUUUUACUUGAGGCAGUUUUUCGGUUCCGAGUACGAGGAAUACGCUAGACAGGCUGCUUCCGGAAUCCCGUUUAUCAGGUGAUGUCACCUUUGUAAUCUUGAAAUGGUGUUCUGAGAGAAGAUGCCUUUUUUAAAACAUGGUUUGUGAUUGCAAGUGGUGGAUUCUAUUCUCUCUGUUACUAAUUCUAUGCAUACAAAUAUUUUAUUAUUAUUAAUAAAAUAAUAAUUUAUUUUA
Molecule: messenger RNA, 1162 nt
Organism: Erythranthe guttata (spotted monkey flower)
Lineage: Eukaryota; Viridiplantae; Streptophyta; Magnoliopsida; Lamiales; Phrymaceae
Source: RefSeq, a predicted model, not a curated record